UGAAGUUUGUUGUGGCCUUAAUUGGGUCUAUUAAUUAAGUGAACUUUGGAUGAGAAAUUGGUUAAAUAAUCUGUCAUUCUGUCUAAUGUUUGUUAAUAGAUUUGAUUUUGCCGAUGAUGUCUUAAUUAAUUGGGUUCCUUUCUUUUAUCUUCUUUUUUAAUGAUUAUUUCAGAGGAGAUCUCGGAAAUCUUAGGUACGGUUUGUUGAGGAUAUUUUUGAAGCACUACUUGUCUUGUCUGCAGAUGCAUGCUGCUCUAUAUAAAUAGUAUUCUAAGAUCAUAAUCAACUUCAAAUUAUCACACCAAACUCUUGACUUCACUAUUGCUUCUGUCUAUCAGAAAAUCUUGGCCCCCUUUUUUUCUGUUUCUUAUGUCCCAUGUUACUUACCUAUAUCAGUAGAUUGUGAUUGUUGUGGUUGGAACAUUCAGAAGAUUGAAAGAAGUGGCAAAAACAAAAAGACGAAAAAUGGAAGGUGGCUUGUUUCCACAUUGGAAAGAUGGACCAUGGCACGAGCUAGAUUUAGAGGAGAAUGAAGAACUGUUUUUGGUGUCAUCCUUGCCAGCAAUACCUGAGCCACCAACACCACAUGAGCCUAUGGAGUUCUUAUCCAGGUCAUGGAGUCUCUCUACUUCUGAGAUUUCAAAGGCUCUUUCGGAGAAGCAAAACCAAAACCAACCUCUUCUUGAUCAUAAGAGUAGUCCAGACACACUGCCUGAACCAAUUUCUGCACCUCAAUUAGUACCAGGUAAGAUCACACAUUCUGGUCACUGUAGAAGAAUGAGUAGUACUAUUGGGAAAUGGUUGCAUCAGAAGCAGAAUGGAAAUACUAAUACCAGUAUGAAAAAGAAAGAUCAGGCACGUAUUGAGAAUACACGUGUGCAUUCUGCUCUUUCCAUUGAGAAUACAUUGUAA
Messenger RNA from Arachis duranensis, 912 nucleotides. RefSeq lists its product as uncharacterized. Lineage: Eukaryota; Viridiplantae; Streptophyta; Magnoliopsida; Fabales; Fabaceae. The transcript has 2 exons. Bases 466 to 912 code for a protein of 148 amino acids. The record is from RefSeq and is a predicted model, not a curated record. Gene Ontology annotation, biological process: leaf vascular tissue pattern formation; phloem or xylem histogenesis; auxin-activated signaling pathway.